Messenger RNA from Neoarthrinium moseri, 1170 nucleotides. RefSeq lists its product as uncharacterized. Lineage: Eukaryota; Fungi; Ascomycota; Sordariomycetes; Amphisphaeriales; Apiosporaceae. The record is from RefSeq and is a predicted model, not a curated record. Bases 1 to 1170 code for a protein of 389 amino acids. The transcript has 2 exons.
AUGGCCGAUCCGCUGAGCGUCAGCUCGGCUCUGGUUGCCAUCGUUGCCGCCGCCGCCCAAUCUAGCCAGAUACUAUACCAGACGGUGCAGAGCUUCAGGAACCACCAGCGGGCCAUCAAGCAGCUGCGGGAGGAGCUGGAGGCCCUGGUAGAGGUCCUGGAGUCGCUCCAGAUCCUGGCCGACCGGGAUCCCGCGUCGUUCCAGCCGCUGAGGCUGCCUCUGCUCCAGUGCCACCAGGCAUGUGCCGAGUUCAACGCUCUGAUCCGGUCGUGCGGCAGACAUUCGGGCGGCGGCCGGACCAGCUUCAGGGAUUGGGCGCGCCUGCGGUAUAUGGACGGCGACGUCAUGCACUUCACAAAUAUGCUCGCAGGUUAUAAAUCCACGAUUGCCAUUGCGUUGGCGGAUGCGAACCUACGUUCUACUUCAGUCACUCUGCGAGUUCUAAAUGAGUAUAAGGACAUGAUCCAGAGUACGACGUUAGACCUUGAGGACCACCUUGAGAACAUCAACGAAAAAUUGGAAUCUCUCGCGCUACGAGGGACGGCAGGUUCCGGGGGUGCUCUGACGACCACCACCGACCAACAACGGAUCCAGAACGAAAAGGACAGCACCGAGCAGUGCCUCAUGAUCUGCGAGAAGGUCCUGGCCCACAUCGAUGCCAUGCGGUUACUGCCCGUGAUAGAGGACGAGAACGGCGGCGGCGGCAACGCCGUCAGCGCUGUCUCGCUGCUGCAGCUACAGAAAGCACAUGUCAUGACGCUAUCGGCACUGAACGAAUGCAGCGACAAGCUCAACGACACGGUAUCGGACCUGAAGGCGCACCGGCAAGCCGCACAGGAGCGGCAGCAGCAGCAACGGCGGGCGCGGCUCGCGCUGCCGGGCGAGCCUGUGGACGCCGCGGAGGCGGCGCAGCGGCUGGUCAGCGAGCGGCAGAGCGUCGAGCAGUGCCUGGCGAUCUGCACCUCGGCGUCGCAGCAGGCGGCGUCGCCGCGCGUGCACGUGCUGGAGGACGUGAGCAUGGGCCACGACGGGCAGCAGGUCUUCGUGUCGACGCUGGGCGACCUCUUCAGCCUCAAGAACGUGUCGGCCGGCGACGGGGCGAUCCAGUUCGUGGGCUCCGUGUCCGACACCACGCUGCAGCAUUACUUCCAGUAUCAACAGCAGAGGUGA